AGUCACAAAAUCGAACCUGUGCGAUGCAGGUCCCUUUUGUGGAAUUCAUAUGUGGUAAUUUGGAUCCUAGUCCAUGGCAUGAUGGAGUUGUUGGUGUUUGCUGGUUUGAAGUAUACGUUUAUAUCCCUUUGACUUUAUUGUGUACAAUCAUCUCAUUCAUUUAUUGCGUUGUCCUAUGGCGGCACUUAGCAUUUGACAGUUUUUAUUGUUCAGUCUUCUAUUUUCGAGUGGCCAUAGAUAUAACAAUCGUUACCAGCAGUGGUGUGAUUAUCGUUCUCGGGUUUCUUCUUCCAUACUACGAGGAGGGGUUUUCUAUUAACUCUCGUUUUUUUGCAAUUCACAGUUUCAUAACAGUAAUACUCUGGAUUACAACACUAAUCCUUGAUUAUCUCCAUGGUAAAGCCCUCAAAUAUUCUUCAAGGGGUUCUCGGAUUCAUCUUUCGUUUUCAAUAAUAUACUUCUUUUGCUUAGCUAUAAACUGCUGGUCUUUUCGUAGAGAAGUGGAUGCGCUAUGGAGACCAUAUGUUAUUGUUAAUUGCUAUAUUCAAUUACUCCUGUUAUGUCUGCAUUUACUUUCCAAGGUCCCAGUGUUCUACCCCUCGGAAGAGCCUAGGCGCAGAAGGGCUAGGAUCUUAAGACAAAAUUCCAAUAGCAUCCAGUUGUCUACAAGUUAUCAGUCAAAUGAAAUUACACAGAGACCCACUUCGCAAAAUGUUAAUGACCGUGAAGAUUCGGCUUCAUGGUUUUCAAAGUUAUGUUUUUGUUGGGUUAAUAAUCUAGUGCGUAGUGGUUAUUACGGAGAAUUGUAUUCACUCACAAAUCUACCUUUGGUCCCUAAACGUCUGAAUACAUACACUUUGGAAUCAAAAGUCCCUAAAUUAAAGUUGAAAUCUGUAACUAUUGAUGAAACGAUUAGACAAAGUCACGAUAUUUCUAACAAAGGGUGUUCUAUCAAAGCUUGUGUUCCAUUUUUAAAAGCAAGUUAUGAAGCAUUCGGUCGUGAAUUCCUGUAUCUCGGUUUGCUCAAACUUUUACUUAGUGGCUUCGGUUUAUGUGGUCCAGUAGUUUUAAAUCAUUUCAUUCUAAACGUGACAAACUCCGAAACUCCCUCAUGGUCUUGCAUUCUUGUUGGGUUCGGACUAGUUUUUUUGUCAUUGAAGAUAGCAGUUUUGAGCACAUCUUACAAUUACAAAAUGGCAAGUUUCGGCUUCAAAGUUAGAGUCAGUGUAACUGGGAUGGUUUACAGGAAAAUUUUAUCCCUUAAAACUUCGUCACUUAAUUGUAUUGGAACGGGAUGUUUGGUUAAUUAUCUGACCUCUGAUGCUGAUAGAAUAGUCAAUUUCGCACCUAGUAUUCACGAAGUGUGGGCAAUGCCUCUGCAAUUAUCUGUUGCAAUCGGACUACUUUACCACCAACUCGGGCUUGCCUGUUUAGUAGGCAUUGGGUUUCUACUUGUGUUACUUCCUCUGAAUCGUAUUUUAGCAACAAAAAUCGGGAAGUUUAGUCGCCGUUUGAUGAUGUUUAAGGAUACACGGAUUAAGUUGAUGUCUGAAAUUCUAUCAAAUACGCUUUCAGUGAAACUAGCAUGUUGGGAGAAUUUAAUGAAAAAUCGUCUCAUGCAUUCUCGCAUUCAGGAGUUGAACGCUCUACGUGGUCAAAAGUUGCUGGACGCUUGUUGUGUAUUCUUUUGGGCUGUCUGUCCUGCAUUGUUAGCCAGUUCAACAUUCGCAACUUAUGUGGCUAUCGGUAACGAAUUAAAAGCUUCUGCGGUAUUUUCUAGUCUUGCAUUAUUUGGAAUGUUGAUUGGUCCGAUGAAUGCUUUUCCUUGGGUUAUUAAUGGCGUUAUGGAAGCAACUAUUUCCAUGCAACGUAUUACAAAACUCUUCUAUUUAUCAUCUGGUUCAUUUUCAUUAGAAUUAACUGAUACGCCGCUCUCUGAUGUUGGAAUUCCAACAGAUAUUCCGAUUGUUUGUUCUUUUGCCGAAAAAUCUACUAUCAGCAUGCCAGUAAACAUUAUGAAUGAAUCAUUCUAUUAUACUAACUGCGAUAAUUUAGUUUUAAAAAAUAUCACUCUCCAGGUGCAGUGGGGACAAUUAAUCGGUAUAAUUGGACCAGUUGGUUCCGGGAAAUCAUCUUUACUUCUAAGUAUAUUGGGUGAACUACAAUCGGUUGUUCCAGAAGACGAACUUAGAAAUGAAAGUAUGAAAACGAAUCCACGACUUCGAUAUGCUUAUGUGGGACAAACUCCAUGGCUUCAUUCUGGAACUAUACGCGAAAAUAUUUUAUUUGGCUCAGAUUGUGAUUUAGCAUGGAUGAACACUGUAAUUGAAGCGUGUGCCUUAAAAGUUGAUCUGGGUAAACUUCCGAAUGGUUUAGACACAGAUGUUGGUGAAGCUGGCGGAAACAGUCUUAGUGGAGGUCAACGGGCUCGUGUUGCUCUUGCUCGAGCUGUUUAUCAAAAGGCCGAUGUUUAUCUUUUAGAUGACCCAUUAUCUGCACUUGAUGUUGAUGUUGGUCAACAGAUUAUCACCAAUUGUUUACUUGGUCUUUUAUCAGGAAGAACUAGAAUUAUCGUCACACACCAGUUGGAUUGGUUAAUGAACACUAAAAUUGUAAAUAAACGUGCUCAAGUGGAUUUUAUUGUUGAAUUAAAAGAUGGGAUAAUUACUCGAAAAAUUCCAGGUAAUCUUUACCCUGACAAUGAUGAUAACGAUCAUAUGCAUCAACCCAUUCUUGACAUCAACAGCAGUCUUCCUUAUAAUGAAUCCACAUUAUCCAGUGAUAAUCAUCAUGACAGUAGUGAAAACAAUAAUAAUUCGACGUUGGAAAAUGAUGAUGUUCCGUUAAUUACUAUUAAAGAAUACAGCAGUGUCAAUCAAUCCGAAUUCAGUCCGAAUUGUGUAAUCAAUAAUAAUAACAAUAACAAUGUGAAUAUAAAUAUGGAAUAUAUGGCAGUCGGUUCCAUUAGUCCCCAUGUCUACAAAUCGUAUAUUCAUUCUGUUGGCUACUUUUUAACAUUCUCCAUUAUUUUGUCUUUAUUGUUAAUGCAAGGUACUCGAAAUGCAUCUGAUUGGUGGUUAUCAUACUGGGUACAAAAUGGGAAUUUAUCUGCAGUAGUUUCAUCAUUUCAAGACUCAUCUUACCAAAUAGAAUUAUUCCCAGAUAAUCAUACGAAAAAUAUUCACUCAACUCAUAAUUUAUCAUCAAUUAAUUACAAUUCAUCCAUUAAUGAAUUGCUUCAAACGAGCAUACAUUCUGCUGUACGGUUUGGUGAACCUAAUUCUAUCACUGGAUAUUAUUACUUAGAGAUCUAUGCAUUUGUAGUGAUAAGUAAUCUGAUUGCUACAAUAUUUCGUGCUGUUUUAUUUGCUUUCGGUGGUCUAGUCGCUGCAUCUGUUGUUCAUGAAUCUGCUUUGGACACAAUUUUGGAGGGACGACAGAAUUACUUUAAUACUACACCGCAAGGUCGUAUUCUGAAUCGUUUCUCAUCUGACGUUGGUACAGUAGAUGACGCAUUACCAUUCCAAUUAAAUAUUCUACUAGCCAGUUUAGCUGGAUUAUUGGGUGCAUUAGUUAUUGUUUGUCUAUCACUACCAACGUUAAUCUUCUUUCUGCUACCUCUUGUAUUCAUUUUCUGGUCUAUUCAAAGGCAAUAUCGUGGAGCUGCUAGAGAUCUAAAGCGAAUUUCUAGUAUUGUUCGUUCACCUGUUUAUGGUCAUUAUACCGAUACUUUAUCUGGAUUAGCAGUAAUACAUGGUUUAGGUCAAGAAAUCCGUUUUCGACAAUUAACAGCUUGUAAAUUAUCUGAUCAAAUACGUGCUGAGUUAGCUAGCUUGGCUGCUAGUUGUUGGUUAAGUAUAAGACUACAAUUAAUUGGCAGUGCUGUGAUUACUGGUGUGGUCAGUGUAUCAUUAAUUGGUCGAUUGUUUGACUGGACACAUAUAGCUUCUAUUGGUUUGUCGGUUGUGUAUGCACUUAAUAUUUCCGGUUUAAUGACUAGUGUUGUGUAUGAUAUGACUGAAACAGAGAAAAAUCUUGUAGCUGUAGAACGUUGUCAAGAAUUAAUUGAUGAUACUCCAAUUGAACAUGAUAUUGUAUCAAUUAAACCCAUGGUGUUUGUCGAUGGAAUAGAUGUUCGCACUAUUCCUCUCACCUUACUUCGUUCUCGGAUUCUAACUAUUUGUCAGGAACCAUUUCUCUUUUCUGGGUGCUUACGAGACAAUCUAGAUCCUGAGAAUAAGCUAAAUGAUUCUGUAUUGGAAGACGUUUUAUUGAAAUGUCAACUGGCUACAAGUCGUUUACAAGCCUCUCAGUGGUUACUUCGUGAAGUUGGUGAAUCAGGACGAGAUAUAUCUGCCGGGCAAAGGCAAUUGAUUUGUUUAGCUCGAGCUUUACUUCGUCAACCUAGGCCAAAAAUUAUUUGUUUAGAUGAAGCCACUGCUUCAGUGGACAACAAAUGUGAAGAAACUAUUCAUCAAGUCCUUGACCAAGAAUUUCAAGGAGCCACAAUAUUACUCAUAGCCCAUCGACUUGCUUCAGUUCGUCGUUUAUGCUCACGUGUUAUAGUCAUGCAGUCUGGACGAUUGGUUGCAGAAGGUCCACCAAAAGAAAUUUUAGAUGCCUUAUUCAAUCAUAUUGAAACCAGAGAUCUGGUCACAUUAUAAACAGUGACAUUAAUUUAUAGAUCUGAUCUGUUAGCUAACUAAAUUAUGCAUUAUUGUUUUACUAUUUUUAAUAAUAUGUAUUUGAUUUCUUUCUGAUUAACAAUGUAUUUUUGCUAAAGGUACAUAUUGGCUGAGAAAAAGUAAUUUUUUGCCUUCAGUGUAGUACGUCAGUCAGUCAGCUACAACGUAGGACCAGGCACAUAUAUGCAUUGGUCCAAGUUGCCAUACCUCAUUAACAUAACAAGAUGGACACCGGAUUCAUAAGAGCAGUUAAUUCAGAGGUGGUAAUAU
Molecule: messenger RNA, 4955 nt
Organism: Schistosoma guineensis
Lineage: Eukaryota; Metazoa; Platyhelminthes; Trematoda; Strigeidida; Schistosomatidae
Source: the annotation of a GenBank genome assembly